This is a messenger RNA of Closterium sp. Naga37s-1, 475 nucleotides long. NCBI's taxonomy places the organism in Eukaryota, Viridiplantae, Streptophyta, Zygnematophyceae, Desmidiales, Closteriaceae. The record is from the annotation of a GenBank genome assembly.
GCCCCAUGUUUCCCCCCUGAAUGCCCCAUGUUUCCCCCGUGCAGCCCCCAUGUUUCCCCCCUGCAUACCCCAUGUUUCCCCCCUGAAUGCCCCAUGUUUCCCACCUGCGGGACCCCUGCCCCAUUUUCCCCCCCUGCAGGCCCCAUGUUUCCCCCCUGCAGGCCCCACGCCCCAUGUUUCCCCCCUGCAGGCCCCAUGUUUCCCUGCUGCAGGCCCCAUGUUUCCCCCCUGCAGGCCCCACCCUCAUGUUUCCAAGGCUGGGUGGCUGGGUGCUCUGUGCAUGAAAGCUCCCAGCAGUGUGUGGAGCGCUCAGCAACAAAGGAACCUCACUGCCCUCACACUCUUACUCGCCUUCCCCUGUCACAUCCUCGCUUCCCUCCAUCCCCUGCGCCUUCCCAGGAUGGCUAGCCCCAUGUUUAACCCCUGCUAUCCCCACAUUUUGCCCCUAUUUGCCCCGCGUUUAGGUGCAGAAUAG